Coregonus clupeaformis (lake whitefish) is the source of this 1406-nucleotide messenger RNA. Its product is annotated as ubiquitin carboxyl-terminal hydrolase isozyme L5. NCBI's taxonomy places the organism in Eukaryota, Metazoa, Chordata, Actinopteri, Salmoniformes, Salmonidae. The transcript is spliced from 11 exons. Gene Ontology annotation, cellular component: cytoplasm; Ino80 complex. Gene Ontology annotation, biological process: ubiquitin-dependent protein catabolic process; protein deubiquitination. Bases 216 to 1205 code for a protein of 329 amino acids. Gene Ontology annotation, molecular function: proteasome binding; cysteine-type deubiquitinase activity. The record is from RefSeq and is a predicted model, not a curated record.
CUGCGCACGUGAAUAGAUUACCUUUCAAACAAGGGGCGGACAUCUUGGACGCAGUCUCCAGUUCUUAUUAUACCUCAAUUUACACCACAUAUUGAUUCAUUUUGUUAGAUAGGUAGCUAAGCUAACUAACCACUACGAAUAUUAGAUAGACUACUAUAAAAAGGCUGCAGUAAAAUCACAUGCCCUACAGUCUCUUUUAAAAUCAUAACAUAGAAAUGUCUGGAAGCGCAGGAGAAUGGUGUCUUAUGGAAAGUGAUCCUGGUGUUUUUACAGAAUUGAUCAAAGGUUUUGGUUGUAAAGGAGCUCAGGUGGAAGAAAUAUGGAGUAUGGAACCAGAGAACUUUGAAAACCUGAAACCAGUUCAUGGGUUGAUCUUCCUGUUCAAGUGGCAACCAGGUGAGGAGCCAGGAGGAUCUAUCGUUCAGGAUUCAAGGCUUGACAACAUCUUCUUUGCCAAGCAGGUGAUAAACAAUGCAUGUGCUACCCAGGCCAUUGUGAGUGUGCUGCUGAACUGUACCCACUCUGACAUGCUACUGGGAGAGACACUCACAGAGUUCAGAGAGUUUUCACUCAGCUUCGAUGCAGCUAUGAAAGGUCUGGCUCUCAGCAACUCUGAAGUUAUUCGACAAGUUCACAACAGCUUUGCCAGACAGCAGAUGUUUGAGUUUGACGCCAAGUCUUCAGCGAAGGAUGAGGAAGCGUUCCACUUUGUGAGCUACGUCCCUGUCAACGGCAGGCUCUAUGAGCUGGACGGACUACGUGAAGGACCCAUCGACCUCGGUGUAUGCAACCAGGACGAUUGGAUCAACGCAGUUCGGCCAGUGAUUGAGAAAAGAAUACAAAAGUACAGUGAGGGAGAGAUCCGCUUCAACCUGAUGGCCAUCGUAUCAGACAGGAAGAUGAUUUACGAGAGGAAGAUAGCUGAGCUACAGAUCCAGCUAGCAGAGGAAGAGCCAAUGGACACAGACCAGAGCAGCACCCUCCUCAGCUCCAUCCAAUCAGAAAUCGCCAAGUAUCAGUUGCUGAUCGAUGAGGAGAAUCAGAAACUCAGACGAUACAAGAUCGAAAACAUCAGACGAAAGCAUAACUACCUACCCUUCAUCAUGGAACUACUGAAGACACUGGCAGAAUACCAGCAGUUGAUACCGUUGGUGGAAAAGGCAAAGGAGAAGCAGAGUGCCAAAAAAGUCCAGGAAGCAAAGUGAGCACAAACACACGCACUCGUCAGUCGUAUUAUUCAUGUGAAGGGCCAUGGACCCCCCCAGACACGAGCAGAGGCGGUGGGACAGAAAAUAACUGUGUUGACUGUCCCACCCAGGUCUACCCCUCCGCUGUAACGCAUGCCUGGAAAGAUAUGUUUAAAUGGACCUGUCUUAUUUUCAUAAUAAAAUGUUUAGAUGUUCGAA